UCUCCGUCGAAAAUGUUGGAACCCGUUCUCCCGAGAGAGGGCUUAGACCGUUCGAGCAUGGAUUGUGCAUUGAGAGUUCUUGGAGGUGAUCGUGUCAAAAAUGGGGGCGCGAGUUGCACGGUUGUUUAGGAAUUUUAAUUUAGAAAACCGAGUACAUCGUGAGAUUGGGAAGGCAAAACCUGAAGUGGCACCCCGACAUCUGACCCAUAUUGAUCCUGUUCAGAGUACAGAGGUUACUGAGAUCAAUGAUGCCAUCCACAAGAGAAACGACCCCCUCCUGGUGUUGCUGAAGUCUGUGUAUGUGGAAUCAAAGGAUCCUACCGAGGCUCCAAAGGAGAUGACUGAGGAGAACGUGGAGGAGCGCAGACCACUGAAGUUCAGCCUGCCGGGGGACCCCUAUGGGAUUGUAGAGAUCACUGAUGUCCCCAAAGGCAAACUGUCUAUUGUUGAGGCACUAAAAGCUCUGAACAAUCACAAGAAUGCUCCCCAAACAUGGACAUUGGACAAGGUUGCCCAGGAGUACUCUCUUGACUCGAGAGACACUAAAGCACUUCUAGAGCAUUUCAUCCCCUUCGAGGUGAAGAUCAUUCCUCCCAAGACGAAGGACGACGCAAAGCAGAUCAAAGAUACCUAGGACAAAUAUGCAGUAUACCUGGCCUUUUAAAGACCUCUAUCAGCCAAGUGAAUUAUUUAUGUAUGUUAAUGUACUAUAAGGUUGUCUGCCUUGCUUCAAGGUUCAGGAUAGGAAUAGAGAACGUGUGGAAUUAUUUGUUUUUCUGUUACGAAACGAGGGAGACGCAUGAUUUUAAACCCAGUACACUACUGUUAACGCUACUCCAAGGAAAGCUAGCUUCAUUGUGGGAAUGUGUUAUUUUUUUUAUUUUUUUUUAUUUAACCUUUAUUUAACCAGGUAGGCAAAUUGAGAACACGUUCUCAUUUACAAUUGCGACCUGGCAAUUGCGACCUGUUAAUCAGUGUUGUAAACGGCAAGGUCGUAACGCUACUCCAUAUGAUUGGUGUCAAUCGUCAGCAAAUCUCAAUACACAUUUUAAUAAUGACUAAAUCAACCAAUUAUAUAAUUGUAUGAAUGACGUGAUAUUGGCCUGCAAAUCCAUUCAUGCUACUUCGCUAAUUACUUUCCUAACAAGGCUUUCAUCCCUGUGUCACAACUGACAGUAAAUUGACUGUCACUUGCUAAUUUGGCAUCUUUCUACAAAUCGCAAUGUACUCUCUUCAAUUUUUCAUUUAUAUGAGCCAAUGUUAUGUAUUUUUGUAAUUCCUAUUAAGAGUGGAAAACAUUUUGAUGUUGGAUUUUUUUGUCUUCCGUGGGUAUCCAAGCAAGCACUUGUGUUUUAAAUACUGUAUCAUGAUUAUAUACACUACAUGACCAAAAGUA
Salvelinus namaycush (lake trout) is the source of this 1396-nucleotide messenger RNA. Its product is annotated as NADH dehydrogenase [ubiquinone] 1 alpha subcomplex assembly factor 4-like. Bases 101 to 634 code for a protein of 177 amino acids. The record is from RefSeq and is a predicted model, not a curated record. The transcript is spliced from 3 exons. Gene Ontology annotation, cellular component: mitochondrion. Gene Ontology annotation, biological process: mitochondrial respiratory chain complex I assembly. NCBI's taxonomy places the organism in Eukaryota, Metazoa, Chordata, Actinopteri, Salmoniformes, Salmonidae.